Grosmannia clavigera kw1407 is the source of this 4380-nucleotide messenger RNA. RefSeq names its product ABC transporter. Gene Ontology annotation, biological process: transmembrane transport. Gene Ontology annotation, cellular component: membrane. Gene Ontology annotation, molecular function: ABC-type transporter activity; ATP hydrolysis activity; ATP binding. The transcript has 6 exons. The coding region runs from base 1 to 4380 and encodes 1459 amino acids. The record is from RefSeq and is a predicted model, not a curated record. NCBI's taxonomy places the organism in Eukaryota, Fungi, Ascomycota, Sordariomycetes, Ophiostomatales, Ophiostomataceae.
AUGGAGACCGACUCGAAAUCUGUCGAGUCCGGGGAGACCGCAGCGAUGCCGGGCCAGCAGCAGAUCUCGAGCAACGCCCAGGGCCUGAUCCACGCCUACAGCAUGGAGCUGGUGCGGUCGAGCUCGCGGGCCACCGGCGGCGGCGGUGCACCGGGACGGAACCCGUUCACCGGCACGAGCAACGACCCGGCACUCGACCCACACUCCAAGGCCUUUGACGCCCGGCGAUGGGCCCAGGCCGUGCUGCACUCGACGGGCGAGGGCCCGGAUCACUGCCCACGCCCGACGGCCGGCGUUGCCUACCGCAAUUUGCGCGUCCACGGCUACGGCAGCCCGACCGACUACCAGAAGGACGUCUUCAACGUCCUGCUGCAGGCCCCGCUCGAGGCCGCUCAGUACUUUAUGAGCAGCCGGCGCGGACGCGAGGUGCCCAUCCUGCGCGACGGCUUUGACGGGCUCGUGCGCAGCGGUGAGAUGCUGCUCGUGCUCGGUCGUCCCGGCAGUGGUGUCACCACCCUCCUCAAGACCGUUGCCGGCGAGACCAAUGGCCUCCAGGUCGACGCCGAGGCCUUUAUCUCGUACCAGGGCAUCCCCAUGCAGGCCAUCCAGAAACGCUUCCGCGGCGAGGUCGUCUACCAGGCCGAGACCGACGUCCACUUUCCCCAGCUCACCGUCGGCCAGACCCUGCUCUUCGCUGCCAAGGCACGCACUCCUCAGAUGCGUCCCGAUGGCGUCACCCGUGCUCAAUACGCCAAACACAUCCGCGACGUCGUCAUGGCUGUCUUUGGCAUCUCUCAUACCGUCAACACUCGCGUCGGCUCCGAUCUCGUCCGUGGUGUCAGCGGUGGUGAGCGCAAGCGUGUCAGUAUCGCCGAGGUCGCCCUUAGCGGCAGCGCCCUCCAGUGCUGGGACAACAGCACCCGUGGUCUCGACAGUGCCUCUGCCCUGUCUUUUGCCAACACUCUUCGCCUCUCGACCGAGCUCGCCGGCACCACUGCUCUCGUCGCCAUGUACCAGGCUUCUGAGGCUGCCUACGAGACUUUUGGCAAGGUCUGCCUUCUCUACGAGGGCCGCCAGAUCUUCUUCGGUCCCGCCAACGAGGCCAAGGCUUUCUUCGUCGACAUGGGCUACGAGUGCCCUGAUCGCCAGACCACGGCCGAUUUCCUCACCUCGCUUACCAACCCUGGCGAGCGUGUCGUCCGCCCCGGCUUCGAGAACCGCGUCCCUCGCACCCCUGACGACUUUGUCGCCUACUGGAAGGCCAGUGCCACUCGUGCUAGCCUGUUGCAGGACAUUGCCGAGUUCGACCAGGAGCAUCCUAUGGACGGAACCCCCAUCGAAGCUAUGGCCACCGUGCGGAAGGCACACCAGGCCCCGCUGACUCCCAACAAGUCUCCCUUUACCCUCUCGUUCCCCCAGCAGGUCGCUCUCUGCAUGACCCGCGGCUAUGAGCGGACUAUGGGCGACAAGACCUUUUUCAUCGUCACCGUCGGCGGCAACCUCGUUAUCUCCCUUGUGCUUGGCAGUGUCUUCUACCAGCUGUCUCCCGAUGCCUCUAGCAUCACGUCGCGCUGCAUCUUGCUCUUCUUCGCCAUUCUGUUCAAUGCCCUCAGCAGCUCCCUGGAAAUUCUCUCUCUGUAUGCCCAACGUCCGAUCGUCGAGAAGCACGCCCGCUAUGCACUCUAUACACCCUCGGCCGAAGCUGUCUCGUCUGCCUUCUGCGAACUGCCCUCCAAGAUCUUCUCCGCUAUCGCUUUCAACAUUCCGCUAUACUUCAUGGCCGAUCUUCGACAUGGCGCCGGGCACUUCUUCUUCUUCUUGCUGUUCGCCUUUACGUGUACCUUGACCAUGUCCUUCAUCCUGCGCACCAUCGGCCAGGCUUCUCGCACCGUUCAAGAGGCUCUGACUCCGGCUGCCGUGUUCAUCAUAUCUCUCGUCAUCUACACUGGCUUUGUCAUUCCCGUCAAAUCCAUGCAGGGCUGGAUGCGCUGGAUCAACUACCUCAACCCCAUUGCCUAUGCCUACGAGAGUCUGCUGGUGAACGAGCUUAGCGGCCGCAACUUCCCCUGCGCCUCGUUCGUGCCGGCGUACCCGAACCUCUCCAGUUCUGAGCAUACCUGCUCUACUGCUGGCGCUGCCCCGGGUGCCGACUUUGUCGUUGGUGACACCAUUCUGAACAGCAGCUACGAGUACUACCACGCUCACAAGUGGCGGAACCUGGGCAUUCUCAUCGGUUUCCUGAUCGCCUUUUUCUUCGCCUACCUCGUGGCCUCUGAGUACAUCACGGCCGAGCAGUCCAAGGGCGAAGUCCUCGUCUUCCGCCGUGGCCACAAGGAGUCUGCCGUAGUCGAGAGGAAGACUGCGACCUCGGACGACAGCGAUGGCGAGAAGGGCCACCAGACCGAACAGAAGGACAUCUGCCAUUGGCGCAAUGUGUGCUACGACAUCACCAUCAAGGGCCAGGGCAGACGUCUGCUGGACCACGUUGACGGCUGGGUCAAGCCCGGAACUCUGACCUGUCUUAUGGGUGUCUCUGGGGCUGGAAAGACCACUCUGCUCGAUGUCCUCGCAAACCGCGUCACCAUGGGUGUUGUCACAGGCGACAUGUUGGUUAACGGAAGCCCCCGUGACAGCUCCUUCCAGCGCAAGACCGGCUAUGUUCAGCAGCAGGACGUCCACCUCGAGACCUCGACUGUGCGCGAAGCCCUUCGCUUCAGCGCACAGCUGCGGCAGCCAACAACUGUCAGCACCCAGGACAAGUACAUCUUUGUCGAAGAGGUUAUUGAGCUGCUCGAGAUGGACGAGUAUGCUGACGCCAUUGUCGGCGUUCCUGGUACCGGUCUGAACGUCGAACAGCGCAAGCGCCUGACCAUUGGUGUGGAGCUUGCUGCCAAGCCCGAUCUUCUGCUCUUCCUCGACGAGCCCACGUCUGGCCUCGACAGUCAGACUGCCUGGUCCGUUGCCGCGCUCAUUCGCAAGCUCUCUGCCCGCGGCCAGGCCGUUCUGUGUACCAUCCACCAGCCGUCCGCCCUGCUGUACCAGCAGUUUGACCGCAUUCUCCUGCUGGCUGCCGGUGGUCGCACCGUGUACUUUGGCGACAUUGGCCCGAACGCAGAGACAAUCAUCAGCUACUUUGAGCGGAACGGCGCCGAGCCCUGCGGACAGGACGAGAACCCGGCCGAGUGGAUGCUCUCUGUCAUUGGUGCUGGACCGGGUGGUGUAGCAAAGCAGGACUGGGUCAGUAUCUGGCGCAACAGCGACGAGUACAGUGCCGUUCAGGCCGAGCUGGAUAACCUGGCCAAGCGCAAGGACACUAUGGCUUCUAGCGGCGCAACUGACGCCGCUGCUGUCACCACUUAUGCCACGCCCUUCUUCUUCCAGCUGUACAUGUGCUCCAAGCGCGUCUUUGAGCAGUACUGGCGCACUCCGUCAUACAUCUACGCCAAGAUGAUCCUGUGUUUCGCGGUCUCUCUCUUCAUCGGUCUCUCUUUCCGCAAGGCUCCCUUGUCCGAACAGGGCCUGCAGAACCAGAUGUUCUCCAUCUUCAUGCUGCUUGUCAUCUUCGCCUUCCUCGCCUACCAGACGAUGCCCCAUUUCAUCCGCCAGCGCGAGCUCUACGAGAUCCGUGAACGUGCCUCGCGCACGUACUCGUGGUAUGUCUUUAUGCUGGCCAACAUCAUCGUGGAGCUUCCCUGGAACACCAUCGCCUCGCUGCUCGUCUUCCUGCCGUUCUACUACAUCGUCGGCAUGAACCACAACGCAGAGGCGACGCAUUCGGUGUCUGAGCGUGGCGGCCUCAUGUUCCUGCUUGUCUGGGUCUUCCUCGUCUUCGAGUCUACCUUUACCGACAUGGUUGUGGCUGGCUCGCCCACGGCCGAGCUGGGUGCCACCAUGGCCCUGCUGCUGUUUGCCUUUACACUGAUCUUCUGCGGUGUCAUGGUUGGAAAGGACCAACUUCCUGGCUUCUGGAUCUUCAUGUACCGCGUCUCACCCUUGACGUAUCUAGUCGGUGGCCUCUUGGCUACUGGCGUCGGCCAUCACGAAGUUACUUGCACCGCUCGGGAGCUGCUCAGCUUUCAGCCGGUCGGCAACCAGACCUGCCUCGAGUACAUGACCCCGUACAUGAAGCUCGCCGGUGGCAAGGUGAUCAACCCGAACGCCGUGGCCCCUGCUAGCUGCGAGUUCUGUACUCUUGCCAACACCGACGCCUUCCUGGCCUCGAUCAAUGUCAGCUACGACCAACGGUGGCGCGACUUUGGCCUGAUGUGGGCGUACGUUGUCUUCAACGUGUUCGGUGCUCUGUUUAUGUACUGGCUUGUUCGGGCCCCCAAGGGCGACCUGAAGGCACGCCUGUUCAAGCUGGUUGGCAAGACUGCGUAA